GGAGGUGUCCACUUUACUGCAAGUACCGGGUACGUAGUAUAGCACUGCACUGCAUGUGAUGUAGUAUUAAUUAUAUUGUGGAUGCUCCGAUCCGGAUGCUGACAAAACGUCCUACUCCUACUAUAUUAUAUAGUACUAGUACUACUAGGCCUAGUCCUACAUUACUGUUACAUCUUAAGUGAAAACAAACAAAGUUAAUCAAGAUGUUGAACUUCCUGAUGUGAAUAGCUCUUAUUGGAAUUUUGAUGAUCGGACACUUCCUGUUGGCAGCUGCAGUUCUCUCGCGCGGGGGAGACAGGAAUCUUGGCCCUAAUGUGCAAAAUCGCUCGUUGCCUAAUAUCUGCAGAAUAACGGUCAUUUCCUUUUGAGUGGGCUUGUUGCCAGUUUUGACGACAGGCUGUGAAUAGUGUAUUGCUGUGUAAACCGGCUACGUAUGUAUGAGGUUGAGUUCAUGGCAUGCUGUGCUUAUUGUGGACAGCGAAGAACCAGUGCAUUGGUGCGAUACAUCAAGUGGCUUGUAUUAGGUCAGUGAGUUUAAGUUACUGAUCCUUCCACUUGAUCUUGGUCAUGAACAAGGAUCGUCCACAUUUGGUAAAGGAAGAAAUGAUGAAUAGGAAUGUGUAACCUGUUGAAACACACAGACACAGCAUUUGGCGAAGAGCUGCAUUGUGUUUUGAUCGGUUGAUUCGUGCAGAGCAACAGACGUCAGGAUGAAAUUCAACGAGAAGAAUGUAUCUUACUUUGCAUCAUGCAAUUCGCCAGUUGACAAGACUGGGUCUUUACUCAAGAAGGCGGAUAACCACCGCAACUUUCAAAAGCGCUGGUUUGUGUUGAAAGGCAAUUUACUCUUCUACUAUGACAAGGAAGGGGACAAGGAACCCCAAGGGGUCAUCAUCCUGGAAGGAUGUCGAGUGGAGCUUGCUGACCUGGAGGACUGCCUGUACUGCUUUCAGAUUUCUUUCUCUCUGAAGGAUUCACGGACGUAUGUCAUGGCAGCCACCAGCCAGGAAGAGAUGGAGUCUUGGAUGAAGGCCUUGUCUUGCUCCAGCUAUGACUACAUGAAAGCCAUGGUGGACGAGCUUCAGAAACAGCUCGACGAUCUUUCACAUGGAAAUAGUGAAAACUCUCCCGCUAUGGUUAUCCGGACCUCGGUCAUUCAGAGUUCUGAGGUCCCUGAGGCAGAUGGUGCAACAGGCAGAUCCGCACCUAGUUCUAUUCCUGCAAUACCCGAACACGUCUUGGAGUUGCCCCCGAAGCAAAACAUGAGCACGUACGAGCGGGGCAAGACGGAAUCCCUUGCUCAUAGGGGGGCUCCUCGUCAGAGUGCCUAUCAAAGAAAUUCAUUGCCAUUUAACAAUUACAGUAACCCCUCUUAUGACAUUUGGGACCCCCUUGUUUCUUCAAGCAAAAAUCCUCCUGAACAAUCAAAUGGAGCUGCAAAGCCGAUACCCCAAUUUGUAGUCGAGCAAGAUAGCAGUGAUAGUGAGGAUGACGAAGUAAAGCCAUCAGAUUCUGCAAACAACUCCAACAAGAACGCCCAAACAGACUAUAAGGCUGACCAGACCGACGGUCAGCAUGUGUCUAGGUUAGCAUCAAAAGGUCGCAAGGUCAUGUCUGUAUUCUAUGAAAAUCUCAACAUGCCUCUCAUGUCGGGGUCCAGCGAUACCAGUCCCAGACUCUCCAGGAAGAGUGUGUUUGGCCGUGGAGGCAACGCCGCUGCCCAGGGUCCCAAGUCGGCCCAAGCUGGACAGUCCGUCUUCCAUGUCCACAACCAAAAUGUCAGGACUUUCUCAGACAUGCACGAGGAGUUCGGAAUGCUUAUUGUGAGAAAGAUGAAUUUGUUCCGUCAGAGGAAAACUUCAGGAUCAUCUUGAACUUAGGUGACUAAUAGUUGACUUGGAAGCUUCCAAAGUUCCAGUUUCUGUCAUAUAUAUGUAUUCUUAUGAAUGGACGAAGUCCAGUUAGUAGAACAUUAGCUGCGUCGUUGUCUUGACUAUUUCAAAUCCAAUGUUGACUCUGUUUAGACCAUCGAUAUAAACAACCUGGAUAGAGCACCAACACACUUUUUUCUCUUGUGUGUGCUUGUGCGUGUGUUUCUUACAUAUUGGUAUGGCCCCCAUGUACUGUUAAUUGUGUCAUGGAGUAUUUGUUCUUGUAGCUUCAAGGUUGUAUGCAGCAGUAUACACAGAGCUCUAUCCAAUUAUUUUAUAUCAAUGAUUUAGAUAUGUUAUAUCUGCCAGGGCAGUGUUUAACAUAAGAUUUUUAUCAUUUUGAUUCUCAUCAGCUUAGGUUGAAAUCUGAUAUUUGUUGAUUAUAUAUUAUAAUUCUGAUUUUUUAUCUGAAUGUGUAAGUUCAAUCAUUUUCAAGGUUUGAUGAGAGUUACAGGAUUAGAAAAGAAGCAGAAAAUGAGGGUACCUCAUUUUGUAUAAGAAAGGGUUACCAGUCAUUCAUAAAGUUUUGUGUAACUUUCAAACAGGUUUAUGAAAACCACCCUGGGUCAGCUUCUAAUAAUAGACCUACAUGUAUUCAUAACGUGUAGCCUAUAUUCAAAUUUACAUAAUUAAAACAAAUAUAUUGUUCUUGGCAAGCUAAAAGCUUGCAAGACAAAGCAACAUGUAAGUGAUGUGGAGCAGUUGUCACAUUAAACCCUUGAAAAAUAAACUGCUUCCUUAUAUAAAGUAUAUAGAUUAGAAAAAAGUCUGACACUUUCAUUUAAGUAAAAAGAAAAUAGAUGACUUGUGUAAGAUACAUGUAGAAGUAUAUUUUGUGAUAUGUGUGUUGAACUAGAUAUGUGUACAUUAGGCUUAGUGUAUAAAUUUAUAUUGAUUAGAAUGAGAAUUUCUAAGAGGCAAGAGCAACAUAACAAAAAAUGGCCUUGCACUGGAUUGGUUUCGGCUGUGAGGGGGGAAUGAAUUUUAAGCAGGAAUUCUUACUUCAGGAACAUUUGAUAUUAAAACAUAAGUUUUGUACCCCCCAUUCCCCUUCUGUGUACGACCACGUUUGCAAAGAUAACUGUAUACAACAUGCUACGCAUUAUAUUCAGCACUUUGGCUGUUAUUUCUGGCUUGUGUAAGAGACAUAUCUUCAAACAAGACUGUGCUAGAACACCCUGGAGUUAUGUUAUGUACCUUGAACAUCAUUGGAAAUCCCAUCAUUUGUUUUUCAUCUCUGUCUGAAAGUCUUUCCCCAGUACAUGUACCUGUAUUGAAAACUGAAUCAGUUUAAAUACACAGAACAACAGGUAAAAUGCACAGUAGAAGCUCUGUACUUAAAGUUUUGUUAUGGCAGUUUUUAUCCUAGAUCAUCAAUUUAUAUCAUUUAUCUCCCGAUAUAAAGAUAUUUUCUGCAAUGUUCAUAAAAGAGAUUUUCAGUUAAUGUAAUUUUGUUUAUUUGUACAUUUUCAAGAGUGUUGAGACCUAGUGGUUGAUUACUCACUGGACUUUGAAACAGAAGGUCAUGGGUCCGAAUCCCAGCCAUUGCAUAGUUUUCUCUAGUUAGAAAUCGAUUCACAUUUUGUUGCACUGAAUUCAAGCGAGGUAAAUGGGUACCUGGCAGGAAUUAAUUCCUUGGAUGAGGGCUGUAAAAGGCCACAAGGCUUAGGCAAGAAUGAGUCUUUUGGAAGCUCAUAGAGAUAUAAUAAUCAUAGUUUGAUAUGCGCUAUGCAGGAAAAUUAUUAUUACUGUUUAUUAGGAGUAUUCUUUGCUUUUGGUUUGACCAUUGAGAUUUGCUUUUAUUUACAAUAAAUAAAUCCUCAACUCAAACGUAAAAUUUUGAGAAAUGUUAUGUUUAAUAGUGUUCUAGCAAGCAAAUCUAUUGAAAUGUAUUAAUUUUUUAGCUUAUAUGUACAUGUAUGAUAUAAGCAAAAAAAGAGUUUAAUUGAUUAAGAGCUUAAUAGCUUCAUGACCUGAAUUUACAAAGAUUUUAUAGCCUGAAUUCAUUCAGAAUCCAUGCAUUAUGUACGAUCAAUUUAGCCUUUAUUAAUGAGAAAGGGUUUAACAAUAGACAAAGAGAUUUUGUUACAAAGGCUUGAAUGGUAUGUGGCUAUGGUGUCAGCAGUAAUGAGCUUUUUAUUAUGAAUAAAUCAGCCCAUUGUUUAUGUUUUGGAAUUGACAUAAAUAGUGGCAUAUAUUCCUUAUAGCAACAAUUGAAACAAAACAUGCUGGGGGAGGGGGGGGGGGGUUCUGCCAGUGGGUUAAGAGCAAUAUUCUUUAUACAUUGCAACAUGUAUACUUCAUAUCACUGUACAGAAAUCUAAACUCAACUGUCUUGUCCCAACCACCUUGGCAUUUCCAACAAUUAUUGGGUUUAUUUUCAUUUGGUCCAAUGCCAAUUUGUCCAAUUGCCUACUCGUCUACUAUCAUUUGGUCUAUCCUCAGUUCAUCCAAUAUCCACAUGGUCUAAUUUCAAUUUCGUCCACUCACCAUUUUGUCUAAUAACCAGUUGGUCCAAUAGCCAUAUACCAUUUGGUCUAAUUACACUAAGUGUUAAAUGGGAAAAAUGAAUUAAAAUAAAACGAAUAUUAGACCAACUGGUUAUGAGACGAAUUGGUCAUAGACGAAGUGAUGAUUGGACCAAAUGUUUAUUGGACCAAACGGUUGUUAGACAAAAUGUUGAUGGACGGAAUGGCAUUAGACUGAAUGAAGGUAGACCAUGUGGUGAGUGGAAUUGGCAAUUUACCAUUAUUGGUCCGCUCUCACCAAUGAAUCGAUCCCCUUCAAUCCAAAUUGUGCCAAAAUAAUGCACGAGUAUGUAUGUAGUUUACUGUACUAUAAAUGACAUCAUUAUUUGUUAUUGUCUUUUUGUUUGAGUUUUAAGGAUGUAGGAGUAACAAGCCACUACACAUAGAUAACUACCAUGGCCUACAGUAUAAAAAGUCAUCUUGAUAUUUACUUGAUAAGGGAUUUGUUAUUUUGCUUUAUGGUGUUGGCCUUAAUGUUCCUAAUAAAUGCGUAAAACUGUUUUCACUUUGCUCGGCUGAACAACUCUUCUACCAAAUGCGUACUUAUUCAAUAACCUGUUUCAUUCAAUGAAAUAUAUGAGCAAAUUGCAAACUUUCUUUUCAGAUUAAUUAGGCAUGGCUCUCGCCGAGUGUGUGUGUGUCCAUUUAGAUUUUUUUUAAGUAUGAUGGAAAAUUAUUGAUAAUUUUGUUUUACAAAAUAUAUUUUGCUGUGGUACAUGUAUAUAAAACAAAUAUUUAUCAGAGCUUUAUAUUCAUACAUAUUAAUGAUUUUAUUCAUGAAAAUGAGAAGAUGCAUUUAUUGGGAUUUAUUACCAAACAUUGUUUAUUAAACCAAAAUUAAUUGGAGUACAUACAUGUACAUGGUGCUUUUAGGAAAAGAGUAUACUUAUCACAUGCAAUUUAUUAUACUAACAAUUUUGUAAAACAUUAUAGGCAAGGCUUAAGUAAAUAAUAAACUGCAGCUUUAACUUUUUUUUAUUUCUACUUUGUAGUAGCUAUUUGUGUAGAUGUAAGAAAAGGCCGAAAAUUGUUUGUCGAUUUGUCAGUGUACUCUCAAGUCUUUUGUUGUACAAAUUGAUGAUCUACAUGUACUUUGUGCACCAUGCGAGGUGUUGUAAGAAAAUAUUUACAAUCAGUUGCAAGUUACAAUUGAUGGAUCAGUUUUAACUAGAAUUCUUUUCAAUUAUUU
Molecule: messenger RNA, 5648 nt
Organism: Lytechinus pictus (painted urchin)
Lineage: Eukaryota; Metazoa; Echinodermata; Echinoidea; Temnopleuroida; Toxopneustidae
Product: PH domain-containing protein DDB_G0275795-like
Exons: 2
Coding region: 711-1874 (387 amino acids)
Biological process (GO): retrograde transport, endosome to Golgi; receptor recycling; endosome organization
Cellular component (GO): recycling endosome; trans-Golgi network; early endosome
Source: RefSeq, a predicted model, not a curated record